AUGGCAGCUUAUCUCGACCCGAUCAACCGCAAGUUCGCUGAUGCGGCCGCUUCAGGUCCGCCCCUCUAUACCAAGACCUACGAAGAAGCUCGUGAGGUACUGGAAAGUAUCCAGAGUUACAAACUUGCUUCCGACAUCAAAAGUGAAGAGGUCCAAAUUCCUGUCAAGGGCGAAAAUGUGACAGCUGUCAUAUUCCGCCCCGCCAAUGCACAGGGUACUCUGAACAUGAUUUUCUACACCCAUGGUGGUGGAUGGAUUCUGGGAAGCCCGACCACACACGGCGCUUUGAUGGAGGAUUUAGCACGCCAGACUGGUGCUGCGGUCGUUUUCCCUUACUAUACUCCAGCUCCCGAAGCUCAAUACCCUGUCCAGUUCGAGCAGGUAUACGGUGUUCUAGAGCACUUUGUAACGAACGGCGACAAGUAUAACAUCAAGGCGAAGCAAUUUGGUCUCGCUGGUGACAGUGUUGGAGGCCACAUGGCUAUCGCAAUGACACAGCUCGCCCAAAGCCGUAGCCUUGCUUCCAAAAUCGGCCAGAUUGUUCUCUUUUACCCCGUCACGGACACAAACAGCAAAUCCGAGACAUACACGACCUUUAAGGACGGCCCGUACCUGUCUGAAAAGACGAUGGACUGGAUGAUACCCGCUUUCCUCCCCAACCAGGAAGAUCGAAAGCUCCCACUGACCUCACCUCUGCAAUUCGCCCCAGAUGAAGUUCUUUCCAGAUUCCCACCCACAACCAUUUUUGUGUCUGGCGCAGAUCCCUUGAUUGGAGAGGGAGAGGCGUUUGGUCACAGACUGCAAGGAUUAGGGGUCGAUGCGUCAGUCAUCAAGGCAGAUGGACAAGUCCAUGACUUUGUCAUGUUGGCGCCUAUCAGGGAAUCGCCUACUGCUAGAGCUGUGGUUGAGCUAGCUGCCUUGAAGUUGCUCAAGGCUUUCUCUGACAACUAA
Messenger RNA from Fusarium pseudograminearum CS3096, 951 nucleotides. RefSeq lists its product as uncharacterized. Gene Ontology annotation, molecular function: hydrolase activity. Bases 1 to 951 code for a protein of 316 amino acids. The record is from RefSeq and is a predicted model, not a curated record. NCBI's taxonomy places the organism in Eukaryota, Fungi, Ascomycota, Sordariomycetes, Hypocreales, Nectriaceae. The transcript is spliced from 3 exons.